UGGUCUACAGGCUAGCCACUUGGUCAGUUGAACAUUUUCCAUGCUGUGAUCAAGUUGUCUUUUCCUUUGAGCGCCGAGCGCUGUGCACGCCUGGGACUUGGAACGUUUCGAAAUCGGGCUGACAGUCAUUUAGAAAGUAUUCGAGAAAAUAUUCGAAAGUUAAAGCGCUAAAUAUAUGUUUAGAAUUCCCGACUUAAGCCACCAGUUUAGUGUGUGUACUCUCGAGCAGCAAGUGCGUGAAUCGGUGGCGGCCAAGUGCAAAUGCAAACAAACCAAAUAUACAAGACACAAAAAUGUUGAAACGACGGACUGACUUACAUGCAUUUUAUUAGUAAAUAACAAAUACAACCGAAUAAAACCAAAACAAAAAACCCAAUAUCAUUACAACCGAAAACACCAACGGAAAAAAACAGCCGCAAACAUUUUUGUAAAACAAAUGAUUAAAAAGGUUUCGCCAGCAAAGGAAAACAAACAAAAACCAAUAAGCGCAUGGAAAUCGAAUGCUGAAAAUCGCCCAUAAAACGCAUAAAUAAAUAAACUAUGCUCAAACGAAAUUAAUUAAAAAAGAAUGGAAAAUCAAAUCAGGCAAGAUAAUUAAAACAGUAAGCGCGCACACGGCAAAUAAGGCAACGGCAAUAUCCUGCCGCAAAAAUUGAAAAUAUCCUGUAAGACGGCUGGGAAAAAGGACGAGCCCCACGAACAGAAAGGAAAAUGAGGUCGACGAAGGCGAACCCAAAGGCCGGAGUGGAUCCCAAAAUUUUGUGCUUUUGUAUUUGCCAAUUUUAAUGAGUGUAGCAAGCAAACCAAGCAAGAAAAACAAAAACCAAAUCCAAAAAACAGAAAUAGAAACAGAAACCUAAAACUUUAGCAAACAACAAAAAACACCACAACAACCACAUCAAUAACAGAGCAUUUUGUACAACAAGCACAACAAAAGCUUGAAAAGUCCCACCAUUAUCAUCAUCAACAACAAUAACAACAACAACAAAGACUCAUUUGAAUUGCAACAAAUAAUAGACAACAAGAACAACAACCAGCACGUACACUAUGUGACAAUAAGACAGUGUGGCCAGUAGCAGCUAGAAAGCAAAAAGCCAAAGAGGAAUUUAAUUGCACGCACUAGACGAGAAGUAGCCAUAAAAGAGCCAGCAGAAACAGCCAAAAAUAAAGCCAAAAAAAGCCAAAAACACCAAAAACAACCAGAACACCGAAACAGUGAUAAAAAUCGAGAACGAGCGCACAAGCAGAGAGAAAUCCGAGAACGCAGCCGAGAAAGCAGAAGUUAUAUAAUAUCAAUUUAAGCGUACUUUUCCAACUUGUUUCCUCUCUUGUUGUCGAAUGUCCUUGCACCGCCUUUAAACUCUCGCUCUGUGUGUGUGCAUCCCGUUCACAUAUGUGUGUGUGUCUCCCGCCCCAUCAGCCACCUUCCCCCACAUCCGUUCCACGAUCGGUGUCCGUGUUUGUCGUGUAGCACCACCACCACCUAGAGCAAUCCAGCACCACCAAACCAGCAAUAAAGAGCACCCUCACAAGUAUAAAUAAGAUCAAAACCGCAGCAACCACAAUAUAUACCACCUGCAACACCUGCAAUCGCAAUAGCAAUAGCAAUCGACUUGGCGGUGCAACCACCCUAAGAGCUAGCUGAACCACCGACCUCUGGGGCUGACAGACAGGUCAGAGUGAAGUACCCACUAGCCAACCCAAAUAGCCUCCUGGUUCCUGGUAGCUCCCGAUAGCUCCCCCGAUUGAUCCACUCCAAUUAACCACAUACCAGCACCACAAUUGCACAUUACUACCAUAGAUACCCCCGGCAGUACUACUACCGCAUGGAGCGCGGCACCAGCGGUGGUCAGCAGCAGCAGCACCAGCAGCAGCAGCAGUCAUCGCACCACCACCACCAGCAGCAGCAGUCGUCGCACCACCAGCAGCAACACGCGCACCACCAGCAGCAGCGACACCACCAGCAUGUCGUCGCCGUGCACAGCUUCGAUCCGUAUCUGACUGUCGGCGGGGCGGACGAGGAGCACACGUCCGGCACCUCGUCCUUUGACAAUCCCGCCACCAAAAAGAAGCCGCCCAAGCUGAAGCCCAUCCACCGAUCCCUGUCCAUGGCCAUCGAUAAUUAUGCACCGUCUUCCGGGGAUCUCGACAUGGAUUUGGACAUGGAAAUGGGCAUGGAGAUGGGCAUGGACAUGGACCUGGACAUGGAGAUGGACCUGGAGGGCGAGGGCAUCAUCAUCAGUGAGAAGCCGCUGAUCCACCGCUCGGCCUCGCCCCUGCCCCAUCCCCGAUCCGGAGCCCUACCCCCGCAGACCCUAGCUAUCCCAGCACAACAGCAACAGCAACAUAUUCUAUCCCAUCCCAGCCAGCGUGGCGGAGGUGGUGGCACCGGCAGUGGUGCCGUUUCCCCAGCCCUUUCUGCCCGCCAGCAACACCAUCACCUCCUCCAACAACAACAACAACAACAACACCACCAGCAACAACAACACCAACAACAACAACAGCAACAUCAGUUGCACUUGCACACUUUUCAGCAACUUGCCGCACAGGCAGCUGCUGCACGGCAUCAGACAACCCACCAGCAGCAUUCACUAUCGCACCGCCAACAUCCGCAACAACAUACGCAUCCACAUCAACAGCUUCAACAUCCGCAUCCGCAUCAGCAUGCGCACUCGAAGAGCUCACCAACCUCACACGCGGUUAGCCCGGUGCUGGGCCAACAGCACCGCCAGCAACCGGACAUUUACCUGGUCAGCAGCAGCAGCAGCCUGGGCGAUGGUGUCGGUGUGGGCAGCUUGGGCGUGGGCAUGGGCAUGGGCAUGGGGCGAUCGUUGGGCGGGAGCACAUCGCCCAUUCAGUUCAUCGACAUGGACGAUAUGCCCAAUCCGACGGUGGCCCCGCAUCAGCGCCCAAUGCAUCCGCUGAAGAAGAACUUGUUCCGGCGAUCCGACACCAUUGACGUCCAUCCGUCUACCAAUUUUCAGAUGAAGAAAACGCAUUCCUUCCACGCGCAACAGGAUCCCGCCGCCCUGGACCAAAUCCAGCUGGCCGUAGCAGCCGGCUCGGCGACCUCCAGUCGUCGCACCAGUUCGGUGAGGGGCAACUUCCUAAUGCCCGGUCCAUCGGCCGGCGCCAAAGAGAUAUCCCGCUCACCGUCGCCCAGCCGACGGGGCUGUCGCUCCCACCGAUCGUUCAACGAUCCCGGUCGGAGGCCCAGCGUGAAGCCGGACUCGGUGGUGGAAUCGCAGAUACGACAUCCCUCGCUGAACGAUGACCUCAUGGAGCCGAUGAACGGUCGGAAUCUCUUUGCGGCACCCACCAAUCUGUCGCUAGAGAAUGAGCUGUUCGUGGACACGCGUUCGCGCAGCAACAGUCACACCAAGAUGGAGGAGCUUGGUCUGGCGGAGAUCACCGCCGCUGCCGUGGCCGUGCAGCGAUUGCGCAAGAGCUCCGGAGCAGGAUCCUUUGAGGAUGCAACCGCCGGCCACAGUGCCACCCACCCGCCUUCAGCAGCAAAUAGCAUCAAGCAGAAGCGGGACUCACACCACCCACACACCCGCCAAGUUAGCACUCACAGUUUGGAGCUAGACGGACGACCAUCGACCUCUGCGGCAGCGGCAGCCGCAGCAGCGGGCGGACAUGGCCUGCAGCUCCACAGUGCGGCGGCGGCGGCCAGUGCAGCGUACCACUUUAAGCGGGGCGCUCAGCACGGACGGUCGCUCUACCUGUCGCCCAGCAAUCUGGAGGAGCUAGCCGUCCACCGGCCAGGUGUUCUGGCUGCAGCAGCGGCUUUCCAGGGCACAAACGCCAGUGCCAGUGUUAAGCAGGCCAAGGCCCUUCACAGCGCCAGCGUACGACUCCGCAGCUAUCGGGAGACACUGAGCGCCUCCAAGAAGUCCAAGAGCUUCAUCGGAGACGCCAGUGCUGGCAGCGGUCCGCAGGCGGGCGACGACUUCGAGCUGAGCUCGCCCCACCGACGCAACAGUCGCCCGCUAUCCACAGUUGUGCCUGGGUCCAGCAUCGAGGAAAUCAAGAGGAGUCCUCGACCCAUUUCCGCUUCGGCCGCGGCGGCUGCCUUCUUGGAGGAGAAGCGACCCAGCUUCGAGAGGAAAUCCUCGCUGACGUACGACCACGAGCUGAGCGAUGCCGCCUUUGCGGCCCAGGUGCUGAGGCCCUUCCACCACAAACUGGCUGCCGGAAGGAAGGGGUCCGUGACCGGAGGCUCGCACAAACUGAAGAAGAAGUCGCUGAGCGAUGACACCGACGAGGAUGAGGCGGCGGAUCGCAAGCGCAAGCGGAUCGUCUGCAUUGUCCUGUCCACGGUCCUGUUGUGCCUGGUGUGCGCCAGCGUUUUUGUGCUGACCAUCACGCUGACCUCCAGCUCCGGCCAGGGCGGAAAGAAGGCGCAUUCGUUCAGCAGGGACACCCCCGUCCACUGGACGGGCAUGCGGCCCUCAUGAACUCCAACGCAGAGGCUGUGCUUCGGCCAAUUCACCAACCUGCCAGCUGGUUAUCCCCUGACUUUGGACUCGAUUUCGUUAACGUUUGCGUUUUCGCUUCCGCUUCGAUUCCGUGCUGUCGUUCCGCUCUACGUUUUGUUUCCUCUGAGUCUCCGGGUCUCUGGUGGCCCCGAAUUGUCCAACUGACGUUUAAAGACUGCGGGAAAGAAGCAACUAGAGGAGAGGCAGCGACAACUAUCGAAGAGUCUUGCGACAGGAGAACGAGCGCAACUUCCGCGAGAAUCUGGAGCGCACCUGGAUGAUGAAGAACCGCACCGAGCUGAAUCUG
Messenger RNA from Drosophila sechellia, 4788 nucleotides. RefSeq lists its product as uncharacterized. Bases 1827 to 4460 code for a protein of 877 amino acids. Gene Ontology annotation, biological process: regulation of gene expression. The record is from RefSeq and is a predicted model, not a curated record. Gene Ontology annotation, molecular function: sequence-specific DNA binding. The transcript has 4 exons. Gene Ontology annotation, cellular component: nucleus. Lineage: Eukaryota; Metazoa; Arthropoda; Insecta; Diptera; Drosophilidae.